This is a messenger RNA of Caenorhabditis briggsae, 3234 nucleotides long. It is a transcript of the gene Cbr-vars-1, whose product is annotated as Protein CBR-VARS-1. The record is from RefSeq and is a predicted model, not a curated record. Gene Ontology annotation, molecular function: aminoacyl-tRNA deacylase activity; valine-tRNA ligase activity; ATP binding. NCBI's taxonomy places the organism in Eukaryota, Metazoa, Nematoda, Chromadorea, Rhabditida, Rhabditidae. Gene Ontology annotation, cellular component: cytosol. Bases 1 to 3234 code for a protein of 1077 amino acids. Gene Ontology annotation, biological process: valyl-tRNA aminoacylation. The transcript is spliced from 6 exons.
AUGAAGUACAAUUGCUUUGUUCAAACUUCGUUCAACCGUUUCCGACAAAAUUUGAAAAUGUGCGAAAAGAUGAAUCAAGUGCGCUCCAUCUGCAUGCGCGAGAGAGUGCCGACGCAGAGAUUAAUUUAUUUUGGAAGACACCCAAUCCAAAAAUUGACUUAUUUCCAGUUUUUUUCGUUUGAUUCAAUGAGAAACCUGAAUAAAGCAGCACUAUUUCAUCGAUUCUCACGACACAGAACAUUCUCUUCAGCAGUUUUCACCCGUCAAAGCAGUAGCUCGUUCAAUAUCGAUGAAGUGACUCAAAACUACAAGCAAAGGACAGAAUUUGCAGCUGCUAAUUAUAGAAAAAAUGGUGAGAAAAAAAUUGUUUUAUUAAGAUUUUUAUCAAGCGAAUUUCUUUAUAGGCAGUCUGUUCCGAAUGGUUCUUCCUCCACCAAAUGUCACCGGCAAGCUUCAUCUGGGACAUGCGUUGACCGUAGCUGUGGAAGAUGCGAUUUGCAGGCAUCAAAGGAAUCAAGGAAACAAAAAUGGAUCCCUGGAUUCGAUCAUGCUGGAAUCGCAACACAAGUCGUAGUAGAGAAAAUGCUUGCAAAACGUGGAAGAAGGCGUCAAGACAUGUCUCGAAAGGAAUUUUUAGACGAAUGUCACAAAUGGAGUGAGAAAUGCUCUUCUGAAAUCCGCCAUCAACUCACUCGAAUGGGCGCUUCUUUGGAUUGGACUCAAAACUACUAUACACUGGACCCAAAGUUCUCUGAAGCGGUCACCAAAGCGUUUUGCACAUUGGAAAAGGAAGGACUGAUUACACGUGGCAAAAGAAUGGUUCACUGGUGUCCUACAUUAUCGUCAACACUAUCAAGCCAAGAAGUGGAUCGGGUCGAUGUUCCGACGAAUACUUAUAUCAAUGUUCCUCUGGCAAACGGGCUCAAGAGAAAAGUUAAAUUUGGGCAAAUGCAUCUUAUUCGAUACCAACUAGUGGAUUCGUCGGAUUCAGAAUAUAUUGAAGUGGGAACAACUCGACCAGAAACGCUAUUCGCUGAUGUUGCGAUUGCAGUUCAUCCAGAAGACGAUAGAUACACAAAACUGCAUGGAAAGCAGGUUUGGUCGCCUGUGAUGCCUGGAAGAAAGUUGCUAGUGAUAACUGAUUCAGCAGUGUCGAUAGAGAAGGGUACAGGAGCUGUGAAGAUCACUCCAUCGCAUGAUCCAUUAGACUAUGAGAUCUGGAAUCGCUGGAAGCUGCAAAAUCCCUCAUCAAAUAUCGAUGAGUUUUCUUGUAUCGAUGAAAACGGCAAAAUGGUGAAUUGCACGGAAGAUUUUGCGGGAUUAGAUCGAUUUGAUGCAAGAGAGAAGGUUAUUGACAAACUGACGAAUUCUGGAAACCACAAAGGACUCAUAAAACACGAUGGAGCACAAGUUAACAUUUGUUCUCGAACCGGGGACGUGAUUGAGCCAAGAUUAGCUGAGCAAUGGUUUUUGGACUGUAAGGAAAUGUUUGUGAGAUCAGCGGAGCAGUUAAGAACAGGAAAGGUUUUUAUGGCACUGAAGUUUUUUUUUCCAAUGCUUCGGUGUUUUCAGAUCGAAGUAUUCCCCGAAUACCAAUCACAUCGUCUGAUUGAUUGGUUUGAAAACCAGGAGCCAUGGUGCUUGAGUCGACAGCUGUGGUGGGGCCAUCGAAUUCCGGCCUAUCAUGUUCCCGGCAUUUUUUACAGACAGAACAACUGGAUUGUGACUGCCGAUGAGCAAGAAGCUCGUCAAAAACUCGGAGAGCAAUUCGAACAAGAUCAGGAUGUUCUUGACACGUGGUUCAGCUCAUCGCUAGUGCCACUUGUGAAAAAUGGCUGGCUGGAAGGAGAAGCUGUUCAGAAUCCGUAUCUGAAUGUCAUGGAGACUGGAUGGGAUAUUUCUGGAUUUUGGGUUGCUCGAAUGAUUGCUCUUAACUUGAAAUUGGCUAAUGGAGAAUCACCAUUUGGAAAAAUUGUGCUGCAUGGAUUGGUUCGAGAUAAUGAAGGACGGAAAAUGAGUAAAUCUCUGGGAAAUGUGAUUGAUCCUUUGGAUGUACUAGAUGGAAUCACUUUUGAGAAAAUGGUUGAUCGAGUGAAGGAGAGUGCUCUGGAACCUGCAGAAAUCGAAAACGCAGUGAAGGAUCUGACGAAGAGGUUCCCAAAAGGCAUCGCUCGAUGCGGACCAGAUGCUCUUCGAUUCGCUCUUCUCAAGUACGAUAUUCUCUCGACGGAUAUUCCACUGGAUGUGUCAAAUGUGGCUCUAGAUGGACUUCAUUUCUGUAACAAGCUAUGGAAUCUCGCUGCGUAUUAUGAUCAAUUAGCAGAGAAGUGCGAAGUAAUCAAAGAUGUGGAUUCGGAUAGACUUAUUGACGAAUGGAUUGUGGCAAGACUUUCAAGCACGGUUUCCACUGUUGAUGACCAUAUGAAGAAGUUUUCACUGCAUUUGGCACUUUCCACACUUCAAAAAUUCAUCACUGCUGAUAUAUGCGAUGUGUACUUGGAAUCCACCAAAAAGGCAUUAUGGUCGAACGAUAUUCCACGCAUUAGACAAGCCCGGUCCACACUUCAACGAGUUCUUCAGCCAACACUCGUUCAGCUAAACGCCUUCAUGCCAUUCGUCAGCGAACACAUUUACGAGAGAAUCUUUUCCAGAGAACCUGGAAGCAUCCUUUUCGACGUCGUCAAGCCAUCUCUCUUCAUUUUCCAUCGGAACGAAGAGCUAGAAGAUGCCAUGAAGCUGGUAACUGCUGUGAUGGCUGCAGUACGAUCAACUCGACAAAAACUAGAGCUCUCUCCGAAACUCAUUUUCUCAGGAGUCCUAGAAAUGCAGCCGAUUGAAACGACGCCUUCAGAAAUCCGUCGAUUAGCUGACGACGUCACACAGACCUGCGGACUAGAACUUCAGAAUGCAUGUCGAGAAGUUGAUGAAGACAUCAAGAAGAACUACAUGGCAACUCCAGUCCCUGGACACGAUGCCAAGUUGUGGUUGAGAAUUGACUCGGAAUCGAAAAAAGCGUUCAUAGAGUGUCUCAAAAAACAGUUGGAGAAAACUGUAAGCCGUCAAGAGCAGUACGAAUCAAAGGUUGUGUCAUACGAAGCGAUUUGUGCAAAUCCCAACACAAAACCGUUGAAUGUGCUGAAAACGAAGAAAAAAGCUGAAAAUGCCAGAAAAGUUGUCGAAAACGCGAAGCAAGAAGCCACCAGAAUUGAGCAACUCAUAGAGAAUCAGUGUUGA